Messenger RNA from Aureobasidium uvarum, 300 nucleotides. NCBI's taxonomy places the organism in Eukaryota, Fungi, Ascomycota, Dothideomycetes, Dothideales, Saccotheciaceae. The record is from the annotation of a GenBank genome assembly.
ACAUCCACACACAUCUAUCCUCGAGUCGGACUAAUAGCCGAAAUCAGCAACAAUACUAUUCUCGGUCUCCGUGCCCAGAUCACUGAAAACGUCGACUUCUUGUAUCCUCCUAGAUCAUUCUUCAUCGUCACUCUACUGUCGUCAACUGGUGAUCAGUGGUCAGCAAAAGCCGUUGAUGGUGAUAAUGUCAUUGCUGCUGGAGAUGUCUGUGCCACUGUUGAGCUUGCUUUGCAGGCUUUGUUGAAAGCCACCAGCCAUGCUGUUUGGGAGAGGAUGACCCCGAUUUACAUUCCCUACUAG